AUGCAUAUCAACGACCUACCAGAGGAGAUCCUGUCCGACAUCCUCUUGCUCGCCACUCGAGCCAAUGAGGCUGAGGGCGUGUCCUUCACAUACGGCCUCACCGAGGCACAACUCCCUCUACAGAAGCAGAAGAUCCAGAAAUAUGUCCGCGGACCUGUUACCGCCGAGCACAUGCGCUGGGACGCCACCGACUCGAUCCGAGGAGUCUGCCACCGAUGGCACGAGUGGGCCAUCUCUUACAACCUCGAAGAUGUCUUUGAACGCAAGUGGCAAGGAGGAGAGCGAUGGGCCAACCUGCCAGUAUCGCGGAAGCCGAACGCACUCUACGACAUGAUCCAGUACCCUUCCAGCACUCCCCUUCGACGUGACCCAUACGGCAGUCUCAAGAACACCAACAGGAUCUUCAAGGCUCUUCCAUACAUGACCAAUCACGUGCGGCGACUGUGGUUCAACGGCUUCUACACCAAGGAGAGUGACUCGCUCAUCCUCUCUGCUGUCAGCGAGUGUGAUGCUCUGCAAACCUUGACUGUUCCCUGGACGGUACUCCGCCGCAGCAGCGCAGAGGACUGGAUCGACUUGCUCAACGUCAACACUGGUCACGGGUCUCCCCUGCAGUCACUCGAACUUCAGGCACAGUGUCUCCGCAGUGAAGAAGCCGACGCCUUGGAGAAGGACGACUCCCCAAACGCUCUCGCCGACCCUAGAGUGGACUUCUCGGCGCUAAAGCGUCUGAGGAUCUUCGGCAACACCUUGCACAAGCCAGUAUGCGACGAAGAUCUUCAGCUCAUUGCGCGCACCGCUACUGGUCUUGAAGCUCUCGACAUCACCAAUCUCUCCACCGUCUCUGUCGCUGGCAUGCUCGCGCUUGUCAAGGCCUCGCGCGAAACACUGCAAGUGCUGGAGCACUCUCCACGAUCGGACGAUGGCUUCUACCAUCCUUACCCCGGCAACCUCGCCACCAACGAACACAUUUGCGAGCUACUCACCAGCUUGCCACGCAUGCGCGAUCUCUCCAUCUCAGUACCCUACAUGUGUGCCGACCUCUUCUCCAACGUCGAAGUCCAAUGGGAAGGCGAAUGCCAAGUCCGCGCCACCGACCUCUGCGGCUGCGACAGCUCAACACCAAGCAAAGCCCGCGCCCACAAGCUCCGCCAGGUCUUCUCCGCAGCACGCAGCCUCAUCGCCUCCCGCGCCCGCAUGCACCACAACCUCUCCAUCGAGCUCUUCUUCGCCGGCUGUAUCUUCGAGCCAGCCAAGAACCUCGUCCAUGGCGACUUCGCCAUGACCCAAGUCCACUCUCACGGCCAAUGGCCCCGACAGACCGAACUCAGCACGAAAGGGCCCUACGGCACCACCGGCGUAUAUGGCGACGGUAAAGGCGACGACAGCACCUGGGAUGCCGUGUGGGAGGAGGAGUACCUUCGCGCGGUUGAGGCGGGGUGGGUACAACUUUGA
Molecule: messenger RNA, 1455 nt
Organism: Fulvia fulva
Lineage: Eukaryota; Fungi; Ascomycota; Dothideomycetes; Mycosphaerellales; Mycosphaerellaceae
Exons: 1
Coding region: 1-1455 (484 amino acids)
Source: RefSeq, a predicted model, not a curated record